Molecule: messenger RNA, 7542 nt
Organism: Cuculus canorus (common cuckoo)
Lineage: Eukaryota; Metazoa; Chordata; Aves; Cuculiformes; Cuculidae
Gene: HYCC2
Product: hyccin PI4KA lipid kinase complex subunit 2
Exons: 14
Coding region: 262-2025 (587 amino acids)
Biological process (GO): protein localization to plasma membrane; phosphatidylinositol phosphate biosynthetic process
Cellular component (GO): plasma membrane
Source: RefSeq, a predicted model, not a curated record
GAGGAGCUGGGAGACGUCCUGAGAUCCAGGAACUGUGCUGGACGUUAUAGAAAACCUGCAGAUUUGGUUUGUAAACCAAGUGAAUGAAAAAUUUUGAACUGUUGCAGCCUGAUUCUCCAACCAGGUCUGGAAAACGGGACAGUACGUGAAGGCUUGACAAAUGCAUCCCAGGUUGAAAAACUGCUGCAUUCCUCCUCCUCUUCCUCCUUUAGAAAAUUGACUUCUUUAAAGAGGUAAGAGGGAAACAAAAGAAGUAAGAAAAUGCUGGGAUCAGAACGAGGUGUCGUGGAAGAAUGGCUGUCAGAAUUCAAGGCAUUACCUGAAACACAAAUUUCAAGCUAUGCAGCUACAUUGCACCGAAAAAAAACGCUGGUACCAUCUCUUUAUAAGGUCAUUCAAGACCCAAACAAUGAGCUCCUGGAGCCUGUUUGCCACCAGCUCUUUGAACUUUAUCGUAGUUCUGAAGUUCGGCUCAAGAGAUUCACACUACAGUUUUUGCCGGAAUUGAUCUGGGUGUAUCUGCAUCUUACUGCCAGCAGGGAUAGGCAGAGUAAUGGUUGCAUUGAAGCACUGCUGCUUGGCAUUUAUAAUUUGGAAAUAGCUGACAGAGAUGGAAACAACAGAGUUUUAUCUUUCACCAUCCCAUCGUUAUCUAAACCCUCGAUAUAUCAUGAGCCCUCUACUAUUGGAUCCAUGGCUUUAACUGAAGGAGCUCUAUGUCAGCAUGAUCUCAUCAGAGUAGUUUACAGUGAUCUUCAUCCUCAAAGAGAAACCUUCACAGCACAGAACCGGUUUGAGGUGCUGAGCUUUCUUAUGCUGUGCUACAAUUCUGCUAUUGUCUAUAUGCCUGCCUCUUCUUACCAAUCACUUUGUAGGAUGGGUUCCAGGCUGUGUGUUAGUGGAUUUCCACGGCAGCAUGAGAAACGCUGGAAAGAACACUGUGGUAGAGUGGUGUUAGACCCUGAAUUCAUGGUGCAGCUGCUCACGGGUGUUUAUUAUGCCAUAUAUAAUGGUCAAUGGGAUCUUGGCCAGGAGGUAUUGGAGGAUAUAAUUUACAGAGCACAGCUUGAAUUCUACUCACAGCCGCUGCUGGUUGCGAAUGCCAUGAAGAAUUCACUGCCCUUUGAUGCUCCUGAUGCAUCGCAAGAAGGCCAGAAGGUACUGAAAGUAGAAGUUACUCCAACAGUGCCGAGGAUUUCUCGGACUGCAAUUACAACAGCUUCUAUCCGUCGUCAUCGCUGGAGGAGAGAAGAUGGCUUUGACUUCUCAAACGAGGCUGACUCAAGCUUACCUGGCUCACCGAUCCAACACGGCUCCACAGACCUAGGGAUCAAACGUGAGCAAGAGGGGGAGGUGCUGAUGCGCAGGACCCCUGAGCAUGGCUUCCCGGAGCCCGCCUUGGCAGCAGCCACAACAGAGGAUACUGAAGGUAUAAAUGGAAGGGAGGACUCUGUGAACCUUAAUGAUGCUGAUGAAGGAUUUUCAUCAGGAGCUUCCCUUAGCAGCCAGCCAGUUGGGACCAAACCUCCAUCAUCUGUAUUCCAGAAGAGCAGCUUAAGGAAAACAGCAAGUGGGCGUUCUGCUAAGGAUAAAGAAACCUCUUCUGCAGCAAAGUCCAAUGAGAGCCCUCGAGAUUCAGUAGCUCGGAAGCAGUAUGUGAACCAGUCCACUGACCUUGGUGCAGAUAUAAUUGAGAUGACACCUACUAAAAAACACCUCAGCCUGCCUGCUGGGCAGGUGGUGCCAAAAGCCAACAGUCUGAGCCUGAUCAGGACCGCCAGUGCUUCCUCCAGUAAAUCGUUUGACUAUGUGAAUGGCAGUCAGGCAGGAUCCAGUGUUGGAGCUGGUACAGAGGGUGUUACCAAUCUAGCAGCUGGCAACACCAAUCGGUAUUCAACUAUCAGCCUACAGGAGGACCGACUAGGCCAAGCUGGGGAAGGUAAAGAUCUCCUUCCCCCAGGAGCUCCCCUAACCAAACAGUCUCGAUCUCCAAGUUUCAAUAUGCAGCUGAUAUCCCAGGUGUAACUUUGACUCCUUUCCUUAGGACUCCCUCUUUCCCCUUAAUCCCCAGGCAAGUUCACCCUUAGGCAAAACAUGAACCAUCAUCCCGCAGUGUGAAAAUACUGACUGUUGUGAUCUUGUUUGAUUUGAUUUAGCUACCAUACUGUAUCACUGAAACAGCAAUAAUUCUUCCCUCACCUUCAUCCUCCCCUCCACCUUGUCAACAUGGUUGUGAAGCAGUAUAUAAUGUACUGUAUGCCUUUUUCCAUGCCUUCCUUUCUCCUUGGGUGAUGUGCAAUCCAUCGUAGGCUGAUCAGUCCCAUUUCAACACUGUGAGACUGGAGACACUGGCGGAAAUGGUGAAUGUGAUCCCUAUGAGAUGAUGCUUUGGCGUUGUUAAGAAAUAGAAACGGGUUUGUUUUCUCGGUCUACAGUACUGCAAAGACUACUGGAUCAUGACUCUUCUUUCUCAGAACCAGGAGUGCCUCAGAGAUUCUAGUGUGACUUUGGACCUCUCUGAGUCUGUGCAAUCAAUUCUGGGGAGGGGAUUGUCAUUGCUGCUCCUGGCUGCCUACAGCACUUUUUUGAUUAAAAUGAGGGUAGUUUUAUCUUGCCUGCCCCUAGUCUCUCAUCCCAGAAGCUUUUGAUGUUCAGCAACCGAGACAUGCAUAUUAACAAGUUAUUUUCCCUCAGAGAGAGAAUUGUAAGUAGGUAAUGUAGGUUACAAUGCACUGCUAAUGGCGUUGUAGCCAUAUGUAAUGUUACGUGUCUUCCCCUUCAGAGCACAGGGUCAUUCUGCACCUAGACUAAAAUUUAGAGAACACCAUGCUGUUAAAGCAGUUUGGUUUGUAAGUGGGAGGGAAACGUUAUUUUCCCAGAAACUAACGGCUAGCUCUGCUCCAUUUUUGUUGUCAUUCUCGUGAGGUGCUGAUCACUGAAUUGAAAGGUGUAUUCGGGUAAAGAGUAUUUCUCAGGCUGCUUUGUAUGAUAUCAUGGCUAUUGGACACCCCUGUCCCUCUCAGCUGCUUUCUCAGUGUCCCUGAAUUCAGUUGUGGAGUCAUGGGAAGAAUCUUGCAGUUCAGACACACUGUAUCUUGAGGGGCUUGCUGUCUCAGGGAUAGAGACAAUAUUUUGCUAGAAACACCGAAGUUACAAUGUGAAAUGCUUUUCUAGAAACACGGUUUGCGCAAAGGGUACGGAGAGUCCUUUUUUCCCAGAAGGAUCGCACUUCAUUGCCUUGGUGUAUAUAAUCCAUUGAGGUUUUUUAACUGUUGUUCUAGUGGAUUGGCCCUACUCUAGAAAAUUCAGAACUUAUGCCAUUGAGCCAAGCCCCGAAUGUAUAUUGAUUGCGUGUGGGCACUGGCUUGUACUUAUGCUAAAGAACACUGCUUAGAAGCACAUUUCUGGUUACACAGGAGAAUGCUUGUCAUUGGCUCUCCAUCUCUCUCUCUCUCUUUUUGGAUUGCUAGAGACGAAAGGGGAAAAUUCAUCCUCUCUGCUUAAGUCAUGUAUGAUAUCCUGGACGUUUACGAAUUGUAAACCCACAGGAAAGAGUUACGAUCUUUAUGUGGGCACUUUGGUUUCACUGUCACUGUGAAGGACACAAGCAGUUAUAAAGAGCAGGCUAUCUUUGAAUGAUAGUCUUUAAGAAAUUCAGGACAAUGACAUGGUGUUGCAUCGCUAGUAGUUAGUUUUGGCGUAGUUGGUUUUUUUUAAAACUCUAUUUCGAACAACUUUUUUUUCAAAUUUACAUUAAACUUCAUUUAAAUAUUUGAAGGUUUUUUUGUGUUUUGACAAGUCACUUUGGUAGUGUAGUCUUCAUAUCUUACAUUCGUAAAGUGAAUUAAGUGGCAUCUGUACUGAUGCAGAAAUUCAGUUAAAGAGUAAAUGGAAAGAAAACCUUACAGUUUCUAAAUGGAAGUUAACCUUUAAUGACCACCAGUCACCCACAGAUGGAACUGAGGCAAAGUUGAGGUUAAGCGAUGAGGCAUUUUCUGUCAAAAGCUGCGUGUGAUUAAUUUUAUAAAGUUCUGCUAGUGGAGACAAUUCAUAAGUCUUGGCUGAAAGUACAAAGUUUAUAUUUUGUAGAGACUAUCACAAAGGAAAUUUUAUCAAAACCCAUCACUGUAAAUUGAAAAGGACCAAAUAACUUGCUUAAAUUUUUGGUGAAGAAAAAAAUCAGGAGUGUCAGCUGAUUUUUUAAGAAUUACUUUAUUUUAGUAUUUAAAAAGUAGAGUUUUUCAUUAGCAAAGUUCUUUGCUUUCUAUAUUUGCCAUUAAAAGCAUUCCUUCAGAAGUUUUAGGACACUGAAAUGGGCAUCAGGCCAAAUUUUACACCCCCCCCCUUUCUUUUAAUAGGUAUUUUCUUAUGUGUGAGGUCCCACACUAUUAAACUAUGUCAGGAAAAGGAAGACUGCUCAGUCACAUCAGGCAGAGAAGUCAAAUGUAUGUGCAUAAAUUCAAGUUGGUUAAAACUUCAGUCAAACUACCUUUCAAGAUAUUUUUGUGGUUCUUAUUUUGAUUACGUGCCUUUUGUUAUCACUUCAUCCAUUUUAUUUUGGUUUGUGUAUAUAUACCUACUCCAUAUAAGACUUUUUAAAGAGUUCAAAUUUAUCCCUCUAAAAGAGAACUGUUUUUUCUUAUGUGCUGAUGUGGCACUUCUAUAACUUCUCAAAAAUUACCCUUUUAGUGCAGCGUUUCAGUUGUGGGAGCUUGUUUUGUUGUUUUUCAGGCAAGUACCGUUCAAUAUCUGUCUUACAAAAUGAAUCAUCACCAAUAUCUCCAAACCAGCUGUAAUAACGGGCUUUGCCAGUGCUGCAUAUUGUGGUUAUUGUUAACAUUUCUAGAUAUGUCUCACACUGCGUCAGGGUGCAUUAAGGUCAUCGCAAAACUUUAGACACUGAAGUUCAGUACACUUAAAAGUACUGUGGCAGAAAUAAAAUUAGAAGUGUCUGGGAUAUGGGUUGAGAGAACAGUUUGCUGGCUUUCUGAUUAUACAUGCUAAGUACUUCACAAAGUGCAAAACAUUCUUAAAUUUUCUGAAACCUGUGUCAAAUAUUUAGACUUGAAUCUCUUUAUCCUGAAUUUACUCUGCUGUGUCUUGUUUUGGUACAAGAACAUUUGGUACUUGCCAUGAGGCCCUAGAUUUAGAUUUCUGCAGUGUUUUAGUGCAACUGCAGCAUUAUAAAAGAAGGUCAAAAAACAGAACGCUACAGUUUUUCCCUGUGCAUGUGCACAUGCAUGCACAUAAAUGUAAUUCUUAGGUGAGGAAGUGUGGGUGCUGUAUUUUGAUGUAUAUAUACACCUUUAAGUAGGGAUAAAUGAAUUAUUCCUUUAUACAAUUUUUACCGCAUCACAAUAUGCUGCCAUUUUGCAACUCAUUUUUGUUGAGCUUCAUAAUUUUAAGAAAACAAAAUGUUGGGAUUUCUAACUCCAGCUUGAUUAUCCUUUUCAGGGGUUUAUUGUGAGCAGCUUUUUGGUUGAACGAUGAGCCAUUUUUUUCAUCCCGCAGGCAGCAAAGUGAUGAAGUAAAAAUACCUAUUAAAAUGAAUGCUGCAAGAUGAAAGUUUAAAUUGCUGUAUUAUCCUUCUAGUUUUCACUUGGAGACUUUGUAUGUCACUGUCCAUUUUAAACGCAGAUUUCUGUGGGCACCCUUUCUGAUUGGAGUUUGGGAAAGAUUUUUUUAACAGCAUACUUCAUUCUGUAAUGCUCAACAUCACGUUGCAGCCAGUAAGCGUUAGAUCUAGUAUUUGUAGUUUGCAAGAGUGUUGGUCUUAAAUACAACGUUUCCAACAUACUUCUGCUAGCUUUAACAUAAUUAAAAUUAUCUGGUUUAACAUCAAAAUAGUGAGGAAAAAAAAUUGCUUUCUGACAAAGUAUUUAUUUGCACUACUUAUGAAUACUGGAGUUUACUGGGACAGAGUUUUUUCUCACCAUGUGAGGUUUACUUGUGUGUGGGUAGGUACAUACAUUUGUCACGUGUUGACAAUCAAUUGCCUCAACUGUGUGUGUACUGUAUGUAAAUAUGAACAUAUUUUUCGAGAUUAAAGGGGGAAACCUGCAUCUUAAUGGUGGUAAAACUACUCUGUAGUAAGGUGACCCCAACUCUUAACUGUUUUUUGUCUCCAGAUAACUAUGUGGUUUGUUUUACUUCUUUAAUGAAGAUUAUUGGUGUUCUGGAAAAUUUUAGCUCCAUGGAAAUUUUCCUUAAUAUUUAAUGUAUAACAUGUUCAGAGAGUUAUAUUUUGAAAAAAAAAAUAAUUUUUGAAUAGAUAAUUCUAUGCUAUGGCUGUAUUUUAACCUAAGAGUUUAAACUUGCCCUAUUUUGCCAUGAACCAGUGGCUCGCUCUUUUUAGUGUUCAGCAUUUUAACUUCAGUCGCAAACCAGAAAUUUUUAUUUAUCUUGGCUUAAAAAUUUAAAUUUAUUUGAAGACUAAGUGAGAUCCAAGAAUAACUUUGAGUAAAAUCAUAAAAACCAAGCAGUACAGACUAGGUACUGUACUAAUUAUCCUGGAGGAGGUGUGGAAAAAGUAAUGGAAUGUGUUUGAAUGAGAUGUAUGUACUGCACACAAAACAAAAAGAUGUUUCUGAUAUUAGUUAAUUUAAUAAUCUCAUCCUUAAAUUCUGCAAUUUGCUCAUUGCCAAAGAUGCUGCUACCUUGGCAUGUUUAAUAUAGCAUUAAAGCCAUUAACUAGGUCUCGUUUGUAACAAACAUUUACAUCAUAGGAAUAGUUUGCAUCAGAAGAGUAAUCAUGCCCCUUUUUUACUUUAUUUAAAUUUCUCUGUUAGGAUACUUGCAGGACUAAUUGCAAAAGAUCACUUCUUUCUAAGCAUAGUAAGCAAAGAAGCUAGAUCCUCUGUGCUUGCUUUGCAAUCUUGGUUUAUAUAGAAUUAUUCAAUAUUUUAGAUUUCCUUCAAUAUUUUAAAUGCUAUUUGUUUCUAACAUAUCAGCCUUAAUCUCUCUUAUUUAUUUUUUAGGUUUUUUUUUUUCCUGCAGCACGUGGAUAAAAUUUGCUGUGGAAAGCUUUUCUGUAGGUCAUUCAGGGUCAACAGAUCCUGACAUGAGUGUUGAGUUAGUGAAUAACACGUAUCAGUCUACCAGAAUGUGCAUUUCAUGACCAGCUGAAGAGCCAAAAUACUCACUUGCCUCUUACACAGUAGUGGAUGAUGAUGGAGAGCUGUGAGCAACUAGAUUUGUCAGUAGUUCCUGGAAACAACUAUUGAGUGGAUUUUGCAAGACUGAUAUGUAUGAGGAUUUCCACAUAGUCAUUAGGAGAUUUUAUUUAAGAUAAAACAAACUUGGAAUGAGAUUUCAAAACAUAACAGCUAGCCAUAACAGCUAUGCCUAUUAAGUUUGGCAAGUGUCAAGGCCUGUGACAUUAAAAGUUCAGAAGCAAGCUGUGGAAGUCUAAGGGUACAUUACAGCUUCCAGAAAUGGAGGUAGUAAAAAUCUGUCCCAUGUUGUUUGCCUGUACUUGAGAGUUAAUGAAAAAAAAAAUACAGUUUUUGCUUCCAUUCUUUUAUUUAUUUUUCUCUAGGCUAC